UAGGAGGUCGGAACCUCAAAGGCUAGACUAAAGUAAAGAUACAGACUCAUUGCUGCUGCACCUGGCAGGAUAUCCAAAGGUCGAAUGAGAAGCGUCUUGCAGCCCUUGAAGAGACGAUGAGUUGGUUUUAUCUGCAGGGACAGGAAAACCACACUGUCUAACUGGGUUUGUUCUGGGCUGCUGACCCAAUAAGCAGCAUUCGUAUCCAAAGCCUCUGACUGUCAGACAGAUCAAGCCCUUUGUGCUGUGAGGCUUUCAUCCCCCUGGACUGCAGUGAGACGAUGUGACAGGUCUCGCUCGCUGUGCCUUCCUGUGACUGUGUCUCCACUGCUGAGGCCACCAUGCAGGAGUGCCACACCGCACUGUGUCUCUCCGUCUACCUCAUCACCUUUUUGACGGGCCUCCCGGCCAAUGCUGUGGCCUUCUACACUUUCAGCAAGAAAGUGAGACAAAAACCUACGCCCAUUGACAUCCUGCUCCUCAACCUGACCAUCUCCGACCUCCUGUUCCUUCUCUUUCUGCCAUUCAAGAUGCAGGAAGUCACUGCCCAUAUGGCCUGGAACCUGCCCUACAUCCUCUGUCCUGUAUCCAGCUUCAUCUUCUACAUGACAAUCUAUGUUAGCACCUUUUUCCUGACAGCGGUCAGCGUAGAACGCUACCUGGGCGUGGCCUUCCCCAUCCAGCAUUCGUUGAAGCGCCGGCCUUUGUAUGCUGUGGCAGCCAGUGUCUUCAUCUGGGUCUUCUCGGUCCUCCAACUGAGUAUCGUCAUUAUUAUGCCAUUUUAUAACCCCUCGCAAGACUCUGUCAGUUCCACAACCAACUCUUCCAGUGGCUACCUAUCAACCAACUUUAAUGGAUCCAUUAGGGACACAGACCACAUUGUUUCAUCCAGGAAUGUGUGCUAUGAGGACUUCAGCAAGGAGCAACUAGAGAUACUUCUACCUGUGCGUCUGGAGCUCUGCCUGGUUCUAUUCUGUGUACCUUUUCUCAUCUGCAGCUUCUGCUACAUCAACUUCAUCCGCAUCCUGUCCGGCCUGCCACACAUUGGGCGUCGAAGACGCCUUCGUGCUAUUGGCCUGGCUCUGGGGACACUGUUGGUGUUUGCCUUCUGCUUUGGCCCCUACAACAUCUCGCACAUUGUGGGCUUUAUAACAGGAAAGAACCCUGACUGGAGGGACAUGGCCUUGCUCUGCAGCACCUUUAAUGCCUGCCUGGACCCCUUCAUAUUCUACUUCUCCUCUGCAGCCGUUAGAGGGACCCUAGGGAGUCUGCUUAAGGGAGCCAGAAUCAGGAUGGCCAAGUGUGUGCACUGUGGUUGUCACAACCUCUGGUUCCCUCAAAAGGGAUUGAGAAAACCUCCGAAAGAAAUGAGAUCGACACAAGUGGAGAAUAAUGCUAUUUGAAGCUAAUUGACUAGGGCCCUGCGGCUCCUCAUGCAUAGAGAUAUGUUUAUGUUUUAACACGUGAGUCCGGAGAGAGUGUCAUUUAGAGACUGUCAUUUAUUGUGUCUGAAUCUCUGUUUGAUCAUCGGCUGGCAAACUUCCUUCUCAGAUUAGAAACAGGAUAUGGGAGAUCCAGAGAUUUCCUCCUGAGAGACACAAAACAAGGGCUCUCAAGGGGUAGUUGCUGCCUUGAUGAAGUUUCCUGGAAUCAAGUGCAGUCAUUGCCAAUUAUGUAUUAUAAAUACACACCUACUGUGACGGUGACCGUACAUGUGUUGUCUUGAUUUGCCUAACAAGACUGGCAAACAGAACAGAGAAAUGUAAUUGAUUAGCAGGUAAAAGGUGUGUUUACCAUAUUGUUUUCCAAUUAUUUUUCAUAAGGUUGAUGCCUGUUUACAGAAAUAGUGUCUCUGAUCAAUCUGUAAUCUGAAACAUUACAGAUUUCACAAAAUAAAUGAAAUGUUAAUUGACAUAUUUUAUGCAGUGUCUCAUAAAACAGCAACAUUGCCUAUACAUUUUAAUCGCAAAACUAAAUAUGUAAUACUAAACAUCCACAAUACGGAAUGAAUAGUUUUGGGAGCAUUAUGGGAGAUCUCAAUUGUAGGGACCAACAGCUCUAAAACCUGAGAAACACUUUAAGAACAACAUCUCUGGACACCGAAAGAUAAGCCCCACAAACAAGUGUCACAGUAAUAUCUUGGUUAAAAGGACCACGAUAUGUUCUGUGUGCUUUUCAUUUCUAUUUCAGCAUGGAGCACUGUCAGAGUGUGUUUGUGGAUUUGUGUGAGAGAGAUUGUGUGAGUGCGUGAGAUCAUAAGAUUACUAUUAUUUGCUUUGUGCAAUUAAUGUGAACUCAUUGUCCCCAAUUUGUAUACACCUCUAAAAU
Messenger RNA from Esox lucius (northern pike), 2328 nucleotides. RefSeq names its product free fatty acid receptor 2. Gene Ontology annotation, cellular component: plasma membrane. The transcript has 2 exons. Lineage: Eukaryota; Metazoa; Chordata; Actinopteri; Esociformes; Esocidae. Gene Ontology annotation, molecular function: G protein-coupled receptor activity. Bases 342 to 1403 code for a protein of 353 amino acids. The record is from RefSeq and is a predicted model, not a curated record. Gene Ontology annotation, biological process: G protein-coupled receptor signaling pathway; cellular response to fatty acid.